Ixodes scapularis (black-legged tick) is the source of this 630-nucleotide messenger RNA. Its product is annotated as CXXC motif containing zinc binding protein. Bases 116 to 601 code for a protein of 161 amino acids. Gene Ontology annotation, molecular function: zinc ion binding. NCBI's taxonomy places the organism in Eukaryota, Metazoa, Arthropoda, Arachnida, Ixodida, Ixodidae. The transcript has a single exon. The record is from RefSeq and is a predicted model, not a curated record.
AAGGAUUGCUGGGAUUGCGCUAAGGGCCAGCCAGGGCGAAGUCGCGUUUGAUUGGCCCCCGCAGCCCCGGUUUGACUGGCUGUACGAAGGUAGUUUGUGUACGGCGGGAUCCGCAAUGGUUAAAAUAGGGUUGCAGUUCAGCGCCAACCUGGAGAAUUUGUCGAGUUUCAAAGCUGGCGAAGACUUUGUCUGGUACCUGAAGCUCAAGUGCAUGAGUUGCGGCGAGGAGGGUGUCAACUGGCACAGCGUCGAAGCGGACUCCAAGAGCGCCUGCAAAGGAGGGCCCGGCUCGGCCAACCUGGUCAUUCGGUGCAAGUUGUGCAGCCGCGAGAACAGCCUGGACGUCAUUCCGUCGUCUUUGGUGCCGUACACGGCCGACGACUCGCCCAGUUUCAAGACGAUCGUGGCGUUCGACUGCCGGGGCGUCGAGCCCGUCGCCUUCGACGCACGCGACGGCUUCGAGGCCGUGGCCGCGGAGUCUGGCUCCCGCUUCGCUCAGGUCAAGCUCGAAGACAACGAGUGGGCAGACUACGACGAAAAAGCCAAGCAGACUGUGGGAGUGUACGAGCUGACCCACAGGUUUGUCAAACUGAAACACUGAAUGCGCUAAUAAAAGAUGCCGCCAGCUUU